GUGCCGAGGUCUCGAACCUGGAUGACAAACAUUCCAGAGUCGUGUUGCGGGUUGUGAGGAGAGGAACGCUUUACCUGACAUCAUGGUGCCACAUAGCGCUCUGAGCCCCAGCAGAGAAGUCUCAUUCCGACCCAGUCUGAAAGUGCUCCAUCUGGACCACUGUGAUGUCAUCUCUCUUGUCAUGUUGGCUCAUGUCACGACUUGUAGAUCAGUCUCCACCACAGAUCCUGUUCUGUCCCCUUCAGACUGACUCGGGUGUCACAUCUUGUAGCGGGUCAGUCUCACUAGCAACCGUGAGUUGCUAGUAUUCCAGACUCAAGGUCUGGUGUUCCCACCUGGUCUGGUCAUCCACUGACGCACACCACCGACAUCAGAUAGUCUGCUCGAGUCGUUUGUGACUUCUGGUUCUCAUACGGAAUCCAUUGAGCUGAUUUGUUGGGUGUGAAACAGCGCGCCCAGUGGAGAGACCCCUAAACUGCAGGCUCUUGAUCCGGUCCUCGUCAGCCAACCAGGAACGGGGGCUUGACGUGAUCUGGACUGAGGCGGAUGAGACCAGAAACCUUUGUUCUGCCUCCUCCUGUCCUGGGCAACGACGACCAGACCCGUCGGGACUCGGACCAGCGGACGGGUUCUGCUUAUCGAUCAUUGAGACCCGGGAUCGAGUCAAUCGUGGUCCAGAUCCGGUUUUCCCGCAGUCGGACGCCAAAUGGAAGUGAACGGCGCGCCCGGACGUGGCAGCAGUCGAGCCCAUGACCUCCCCGUCCACUACCUCCGCCUCCUGGCCACACCUGUCCAGCUGCUGUCGGCCGCCAUGUGGCACACUGUCCAGGGUGGAUUGGUGGACCGCUUUGGGGUUCUGGAAGAGUUUGUUUCCAUGACAACGGAACUGGUACCAGAACUGAUGAACUACAGCCAGAGGAGUCAGCUGAUCCUGGGCCUGCGAGCCAGGCUGGUUCUGGAGAUGUGUCGAGGUGAUGAUCCGGUGGACUUUGAGGUCAUCCAACCCCACCUUGAUCGGAUGAAAGCUCCUGCGAGUGGCACCAAAGACCACCAGUUGACCGUGGACCAGGUGGAGGAGUCGGAGGUCAACUUUGUGGAGCUGGUCCACUCAAUACUGGACGACCCAGCAGAGAAGAAGUUCUUCUUUGAGGAAGUGUUCCCGAUGUACUUUGGGUCCAAGUUUGAUGCUGCUCUGGAAAUGCUGAUGUGGGAGUUCAUCUCCCGACUGGACGAGCUGUUGCCUCUCCCUGACUUCACUCAGCUGGCCGCCCUGCUGGGUGACGCUCCAGCCUUUCUGGAUGACUGUCUCACGUCCUUCUUCCCUCCAGAGGACAUGAAGGCAGUCCUCCAGCACCACCGACAGCUGGGACACUUCCAGGAGAAAGAUCCUCGUCUGCUGCCUAUGGACAACUGCAUUCUCACCUCCAUGUCUCUUUCACCUGCUGCCCGACGAGCUGGGACCUCUGCCCCUCCCAUCUCUGCCCACAAAGACCCCCCAGACCACAUUAUUAUCUCAGAGAGCAGCCGCCUCCGUCCUGGCAGUCUGAAGGCCGAUGAAACUAUUGACCUGACACUGGGCAGCGCAGUGCCAGACAGUGAUGACGAGAGCUGCAUCAUCCGAGGGUGGGUCCAGAGGAAGAGGAAGCUGAGCCAAGGGGAGGACCUCCCCCCUAAACUCAUGAAGUCUCACUUGGAUGAGCAGUACUCUGCCGUUUCUCCUCUCAUCUCCAUCUGGGGUGACUACACUGCGGAGGGCCCAGCUCCUCACAGCCUCCUCCGCACAGCCACUGACGACUCUCAGGAAGAUUCUGGCCUGGCCCAGAUCGACUCCAAGGUUCCGUGGUCGGACGAGGAGACGAUGACCCUGCUGGACAUCUGGGGCCAAGACUCGACCCAACGGGCUCUGAAGCGCUGCCUCAAGAACCGACACAUCUUCGCGCAGAUCGCCCAGAAGAUGGCCGAGCAUGGUUACGCAAGGUCCACCGAACAGUGCCAGACCCGGAUUAAGAGGCUGAAGAAGUGUUUUCGUAGGAAUGUCAGAGGGAACUCUGGGAAUGAAUACAAAUUCUACGAGCAGCUGCAGCGAGUUCUGGGGUCCUCACGGCCGCCUGACCAUCUUGAGGUCUCUUACGACGUCGACGAGAUUGUGGAGGAGGAAGAGUCUCGUGAUGCCGAUGAGGAGCUGCAGUUUGUGGGACAAGCGACCGCCCUAGAGACAGUUUCAGGUGUUCGUGUUCCCUGGACCGACCUGGAGACCCUCACCCUGAUCAACACAUGGGGAGACGACCGGAUGAAUAAGAGGAGUGGAGCACCGCGCACUGGCAACAUCUUUGCCAUCAUCUCCAGCAAAAUGGCCUCCCAAGGGUUUUCUAGAACCCCAGAACAAUGCCAGACCCGCCUGAAACGGCUCAGGUCAAAGUUCCGUCAGUGCUAUGAGAACAACAUCAGAGGGCGCCGACAGGUCCACUGCAGAUUCUACAACCAGCUGGGUCGAGUUCUGGUCAAAGACUUCGAGCCAGAUCCGUCCCUGAGUGAUGACCCAGAACCCGAAGACUCCCAGCCAGAACCAGGUCCCUCAUCAGGUGCCUCCAGCAGUGCCCAGGAUGAGCGCAGGAAGGUUCCGUGGUCAGACAGGGAGACGGUGAUCCUCUUGGAGGUCUGGGGUGAUGCACAGGAAAAGCAGAGCUCGGGUCGAACGUCGAGCAAUGUCUUGCUCUUCACUGAGAUUGCAGACAAGCUGGCGGAGAGCGGAUUCAGUCGCACCGCGGAACAGUGUCAGACCCGUGUGAAGCGCCUUAAGUCCACAUACUGGCAGUGCCGGGACAGUCCCAGUAACGGGAAGAUAGACUUCCGCUUCUACGAACUGAUGGAGCAGAUUCUGGACAAACAACCGUCUACGUCCGCCGCUGCCUCCUCUGCUGUGACGGACUCCAUUGAGAUCUCUGAAGAGUCUGCCGACGAGGAAGAUUCCAACGCGGCAGAAUCAGCCGUGUCGGCGGAAAAGACACCUCAGAACUCAUGGACUGACGAGGAAACCUUGGGGCUCAUCAGUGUUUGGGGUGACCCCGAAAUUCAGGAGGCGUUUGCGGCGCCGGUCGCUAACAGGCUGGUCCACGCAAACAUCGCAGAGAGAAUGAAGGAACUCGGCUACUCCAGAACUGGAGAGCAAUGUCGCUGGAAGAUGAAGGCUCUCCGGAACAACUACCGUAACAGCUACGAGAGGAAAUUGAGCGGGAAGGUGGUGGACUACCGCUUCUACGACCUGCUGGAGAAGAUUCUGGGUCCUCGAGUGGAGAACGAGGAGGGAGACGAUGCACUCGAGCAGAUUCCAGGUGCCCUGUCUUCAGUCUGUGCUGACCCGGCCAAUCUGCCGUGGACGGAGGUGGAGACGAUGACUUUGGUGCAGGUGUGGGCCGCUGAUGACGUCCAGCUCAGCCUGAAGAUGAGUGUCCGCAAUGGUCACGUUUAUGCCGACAUUGCAGACAAGAUGGCUGCCUUAGGCUACACAAGGACGGCAGAACAGUGCCAGAAUCGAAUAAAGAGGCUGAAGAAGACGUACAGGCGGCACUGCAACAGUCGGAGGAACGGUGCGCGGGCUGCGUUCCAGUACUUCCACCUGAUGGAUCCGGUCUUGAACGGAUCUUCCGCUGAAGAUGUCUCUACCUCGUGGAGUCUUCCUGCUGAGAAGGAAAACAAGGUGUCGACCAGCCAGCCGACCCCUGAUUCAGCCAAGAAAACGCCGUGGUCUGAGCAGGAGACGCGAACGCUGCUGCAGGUGUGGGGGGAUGACGGCGUCCAGCUGACCCUGAGAGGCUGCCAGAAGAACCGUCACGUCUUCAACUACAUCUCUGACCGAAUGAGCGACAGUGGCUACAGCCGGACGCCGGACCAGUGCUACACUCGGAUCAAACGCCUCAAACACGGAUUCCUGCACGAGAAGGAGGAGUUCAAGUUCUUUGUGGAGAUGGAAGAAAUCUUCAGUCGAGACCUGAGUGUGGACGAGUCGGUGGCAGAAGAACCAGACGAAGUGCCCGCAGAGCAGGAGAGUGAAGCAGUGCCUGCUGAAGUCCAGUGGACGUCAGACACCACCAAACACCCUUGGGGCGACCCGGAGACCCGGGUGCUUCUGGAGAUCUGGGGCAGCGAGGACAUGCAGGAGAGCCUGCGCAGUUGCACCAAAAACAAGCACGUCUUCGUCUUGAUCUCCGAGGCCAUGGUGGGCCGCGGCUACCCGAGGACACCCGAGCAGUGCCAGACGCGUAUCAAGAGGCUGCGCGCCAACUUCAGGCACUUCCUGGAUGGCAGGAAAGGAGAGAACGAGUGCAAGUUCUUCCAGCAGCUCUCCCACAUCUUUGGAGACAAGUACGGGAGCCUGGACACGUCGCCUGAUGACCCUGACGACCAGGAGGAGCCUGUUGAUUGCGUGUCUUGAAGAUCCAGAGUGGAUUUUAAUGUGUGGAACCAGGGUCCUGGCCACGCCUACUGGCUCUAAUGUCGCCGCCACCGCACCAGGCCAGAUGACCGACUUGUGUGUGUCUGGACAGAACCAAGAGAAGCGCGCCAGAAUCGGAGAUGGCAUUUGCGGAUGUUUUCAAAACUUAAUUUAAAAGUUGUCUUAAGUGUUUGGACCUGGUCCAAAUGGUGACAAGACCAGGUCUGGUUUGUUAUGUUGAUAUUUGGUUGAGAAUUAAUUUAUUCCAGAGUUUUUAUUUUUAAUAUUUCUGUUUGAACGAUCAACUCUUUUGUAACGCUUAAUAAAUGCUCCAUGAGAUCACCAGGUCACAA
This is a messenger RNA of Synchiropus splendidus (mandarinfish), 4785 nucleotides long. RefSeq lists its product as uncharacterized. Gene Ontology annotation, cellular component: shelterin complex. Gene Ontology annotation, biological process: telomere capping; regulation of telomere maintenance via telomere lengthening. Gene Ontology annotation, molecular function: telomeric repeat DNA binding. NCBI's taxonomy places the organism in Eukaryota, Metazoa, Chordata, Actinopteri, Syngnathiformes, Callionymidae. The coding region runs from base 707 to 4432 and encodes 1241 amino acids. The record is from RefSeq and is a predicted model, not a curated record. The transcript has 22 exons.